This is a messenger RNA of Stylonychia lemnae, 870 nucleotides long. NCBI's taxonomy places the organism in Eukaryota, Ciliophora, Spirotrichea, Sporadotrichida, Oxytrichidae. The record is from the annotation of a GenBank genome assembly.
AUGUUUGCAAAUAAGUACGCUGUCAAACUCUUAAACAGAAGUGGGCUUUAAAAGAUUGCACUGAGAUCAUUUUUCAAGGUUUAAUAGGCAUCAUAGAGAAAUCAACUCUAUUAUUUGAUGAUACAGUCAUCAAAUAGACUAUAAUACACAACUUAAGCUAAAUACUUCUUCUCAACCUCUAAUGAAUCAGGCCAAAAAAUCUAAAAUGAGUAAAAUAAAACUUAAUAAUAGGAGGAUGGAUCUGAGUAGAUUUCAUAUACAAUUACUGAGGAUGACAUUAAAGGCACAAGGUAAAUGGCAUAAAAGGGUUUGCUACUAAUGAUGUUUACAUGCAGUGUUUGCAAUACUAAAGCAGCAAGAACAUUUUCCAAGGAUUCUUAUGAAAGUGGUGUAGUGCUUGUCAGAUGUGAAGGAUGCGAUAACUUACACUUGAUUGCGGACAAUCUAGGCUGGUUCAGAGAUGAAAAUGUUAAUAUUGAGGAUAUUCUUAGGGAGCAAGGCAAGAAAGUUCAUAAGAAUUUUACUAAAGAAUCGAUUGAAUUCACAAUGAGAGGUCCUAAUGAUUAGGUAAGCGACGAGCAAUUAAACUUAGAACAUCAUCACCAUCAUCAUGAUGGACCUUGCAAUCAUGAUCACCAUCAUCAUAAUCACAUGCAUCACCACCACAAUCAUGAUGGACAAUGUGAUCAUAACCAUAAUCAUGGCCACAAUCAUGAACACCAUAAUCAUGAUGGUCCAUGCACUCAUCAACAUCAUGAAGCUCCUAGUAAUAGCAAUAAAAAUGAUCAUCACCAUCAUGAUGGCCCUUGCACUCACGAUCACUCUCAUGAUCAUAGUCAUGAAAAUACUAAUGGAAAACAAAGACAAUGA